Molecule: messenger RNA, 1940 nt
Organism: Bursaphelenchus okinawaensis
Lineage: Eukaryota; Metazoa; Nematoda; Chromadorea; Rhabditida; Aphelenchoididae
Source: the annotation of a GenBank genome assembly
AUGGCCCAAGCCUUGGCUAGAGGCUUGAUUCAUUCAGGUAAGUUCUGCCUAAUUUUUAAUUUUUUAGGUUGAUGCAAAAAGAAUGGCAUGUUAGCAAAUUUUAAAUAAUCGUUAUGAAACUUACUUCACAAUGCCAAUAUUUAAAUGAUAAAACAAUAUUUUAGGUAAAUACGACGCCUCAAAAAUGAUAGCCAGCUCACCCAAAACGGACUUUAAACUUCUUGAAGAGUGUAAUGUGAGUUCGUGUUUCAGUUUUUUAUCUGAGAUUUGAAGUUUACGUUGUAUUUAGACCUAGAAGGGGGCCCUAGACCCAGCUUCGAUCCGGCUCUUAGCUAGUUUGGGCUGGGCCGGCACAUUUGGGUCCGAAGGUCAGAGCUUAAACCCAGGUUCCAGAGGCUGGUGGGCCGUGCUGUGCCAAAGCUAAAUAAAAAGGGACUGGGCUGGCACAUGCGGAUCAGAAGGCUAGGACUUAAAGCAAGGCUUCAGGGGCCAGUGGGCCGGGUCGGGCUGGCAAUUGAAGUCCGCGUGCUUGCGCUACCAAUUAGACUCGGUCCUGGGCUUUUGCAGGUCUAGAGUAUUACAACAAACGUUUUUCUAACAAAAGUGGACAAAGUUAAUAUUAAUUAAGAAUUGGGAAGAUAAGAACACCGUAUUUUACUCUAACUGUUUUACAGUACAAUUAUUUUACAUUUUAACAAUUUACAAACGAAAUACAAGAAAAAUUUGCAGAAAAUUGGAAUCAACACAACGCACGAUAACACAGAAGUUGCCAAGAACGCUGACGCCAUUUUUCUGGCCGUUAAACCUUUGCACAUUAGCAAAGUCGUGUCAGAAAUUGCUCCAAUUAUCAAAAGAGAACACUUGUUAAUCUCAAUUGCACUUGGUAUCACCAUUCGGUACAUUGAAACGGUAAAUUUUGAAGAAAAUUUCUAAAACUUACUUUGCGCUACAGCCAGGAGUAAAACGAGAAGGACAAUUACAGUAUAACUCUUAUGUAAUCCGCAAAUUAAAAACCCUUGAACGAUGUUAUACAGGUGCUCUACUGUAUUUUUACAACCAAACCAAACACUACCUUGUAAGAAAAAAAAACUUUUUAGCUAGUCCCAGCGAAAACCCGAGUAGUUAGGGUAAUGCCAAACACACCGGCGCUAGUCAGUGCCGGAGCUUCGGCUUAUUCCAUGGGUGCAGCUUGUCUUGAUGGGGACUCGGAAACCGUUCAAGAUAUGUUAAAAACGGUUGGCUACGCGGUGGAAGUCCCUGAACUAUAUUUGGAUCCAAUCACUGGACUCAGCGGCUCUGGUCCUAGUUAUGUAAGCUUUUGUUCAUUUUUUGGUUUUAGGUAGCAAUAAUCUUUUCUUCGAUAAAAUUCAGGGACAUAAAGGUAGUUAUCGAUAGUUUUAGUCAUCGAUUGAUUUACCAUUGCGUAACUAUUCGAUCUCUUUCAGGUAUUCGCCAUGAUUGAAGGCCUAGCCGACGGUGGAGUGAAGCAAGGUCUACCACGUGAUUUGUCAAUCCAACUAGCUGCUCACACUUUUCACGGUGCCGCCAAAAUGGUCCUGGAAACCGGCGAACAUCCAGCUAUUCUAAAAGAAGCCGUCCAAAGCCCCGGAGGCUCUACCGUGUACGGAAUUCACGAAUUGGAGAAAGGAGCAAUGCGCGGCGUCAUCGUGAAUGCCGUGGAAGCGGCUACGAAACGAUCCCGCGUGACUGGCGAGAACCUGCUUCCCAAAACGUCAGUGAUUUACCGCAAUGACUAGAUAGUUGGUUUGACUAACUUAUAUUUAUUUUUGUAACCCGCACUAAACGUUCUUUCACAAUAAAUUAUUUUUUUAUUUAGGCACAGCCUUGUUUCGAGUAUUUAUCGUGUUAAUUUUAGGGAAGAACAGGACGACAAUGAGGAAUCGGAAAAUGCUGACGACACUGAACGCACAGCUAAGUAA